Messenger RNA from Vitrella brassicaformis, 3777 nucleotides. The record is from the annotation of a GenBank genome assembly. NCBI's taxonomy places the organism in Eukaryota, Vitrellaceae.
CCCAGUUGGCAGGCCCAUCCCGGGCAACGAGGACGUGCUUUGUUCGGCUCGUCAUCAUGGCUUUUCGCAUGGUGCGCUUCGAAGACCUCGACUUUGACGAGAAGAGGGACUUCUUGGGCACCUAUCCCGGGACAUCAGGAGUGGUGUACAAAGCGAUGUGGCAUACCGCAAAGGGGUCCCGGCCGGUGGCCAUCAAAGUCCCGUCGCGGGAUAUGUUUGAUGAGUGCCAGGGCAGCUAUACCGUAAGGAGCCGUAAGCGAGAGACAGCCAGUGUACUGACAGAAUGGAUUUGCUUGCCUGCAGAGGAUGAAAGAGGCGGUUGCGAAGGAGAACUUCUUCCAUCUGGAUCACCCGAAUGUUGUCAAGAUACAUGUAAGUGAUGCACAUCAAAACGUGUCACUCUUUCUUCUGUCUCACGUCAGGGCCUCAGUAGGCCGGAAGUGUUGGAUGAGAACACUGGAGACAUCAAGCUUACGAAAUGGGGCUGCAUAGUGGUGAUGGAUCUAUAUACUGGCGGUACACUUCGCACCUACCUGAUCAUAAAGAGGAUGAGAAGAGAAAAAGUACUUGCCGCACAGCACCCGUAGCGUCUGUUUGGGUACCAUCUGUCUUCAUUUCAUGCAGAUUCCGGAUCACAUACGCGACAAGCUCAUUGCGCAGGUCUUUCGAUCCAAACACGCACCACACUGACCUUCGUCUCUCCCCUUCUUUGCCUGAGCGACAUGCAGAUUUGUGAGGGCUUGCAGUAUAUUCACUACAACAAGAUUGUAAGCGAGAUAUCAGAUUGAGAUAGCAAUCACCUUCCCUUUCAUGUGUCAGAUUCAUCGCAACUUGAAACCCGAAAACAUCAUGGUCCGUAGACACUGAGUCGUUGGAGGUUGUGAGGGUGAGCAGUGAUAAUUUGUGUAUGGAUGCAGCUGUCGGAAAAGGAUGAAAACCUUUUCGAUGUCAAAAUCGCCGGCUUUGACUCGGCGGCCAGAAGUGCGAUGCCCAUACCUGAGGAUGCAGUCGGGCUAGGCACACUUCAGUACAAGGCUCCCGAGGCCUUCGAUCAAAGUAAACGCCCAAGGAUGGAUGCGUUGACGUGACAUCAUGUCUCCAUGAUUUGUGCUGGGCAGACCGCGAGACCCUCCCUCUUGAGGUGGACAUCUGGUCGCUUGGUCGGAAGGGCGGGAAGGCUGCAAAACAUGACAGAGGAAAGAGCCCCUAUUUCGAUUGUAGGCUGCAUCAUCGCCGAGCUUCAUGGCAUGGACACCCCCUUCAAGGAGCUCGGCAAGCAGGAGUCCAAAAUCAAGAAUGCGGUGGUCAACAGAAGACAGGUGAGAACACUGCAACCCUACAGUCUUGCAUAAAGUAUGAAUCGACAAAAUCUCGCCCUGAUGCUUACUUGUCAGAUUCCAGAUAUUCCUGAUUUCCCCGACAAAGAAGCCCUCAAGGUCUGCUGCGUCACAAUGCGCAUACGAGAAUAGUUACUGCAUUUCUGUCCCAUGUGCAGAGAUGUUUUGCGUAUGAGCCGUCUGAUCGUCCGUCGGCGAUGGAGGUGCACACGCAUAUCAAAAGCUAGAGCCGAUUUCACUCAGAGUGUGUCCCUUUUGGUCGCCCAGCUUCUCGACGCGCUCAGCAUUCGCCGUCAAGGUGCAGGUCAGCCAGCCGUCGCAGAGAUCGAGCCAGCGCCUUUGCAGCAGCCAGGUCUGUGCCUACGCACAAAGGGAAUGUCAGACCCAAUGACUUGUCUGUGUUACGAUAGCCGUCAAAGCACCGAACGACGCAUCACGAGAGCAAAUCAAAUCCGUGAGAAGACAAUGAGACACGGGAGACACAGCACGACUGUGUCAUUUUGAUGCGGCAGACGGACAUAGUCGAGUCGAAAAUGAAGAGAAUGAAGAUGUGUGACAUGGAAUUCAACAUCACACUGUUCAUCCAGCUUUUGACUUUGGCCGAGGUGGGGUGGAUGAACUAUGUCAGUCAUGCAUGAUGUACUACCGGAUGACUCUCUGCAGGACAUCUGGGCCAUUCUCGUGGUGGAUGAGGUACACGGGGGGUGAUGCUUCCAGCCACUCUAGCAUCAAGUUUACCCUUGUUGCAGGACUAUCCAUGGGUCCUGUUUCUUGUCUUCACGGGGCUCGCCAUCGUCACGGCCCUCAUUGAGGAGAUCCUGGAGGACGGCCAAGGGAAGGUUCGCUUCGUCUGCACGCUUCCAGGCAUCCGAAGCUGGUUGCACGAUAAUGUGAAGAAAGCCGCCAUGACCCUCAUGCCCAGUUCUGUCUCCUCUUCGGCCUCACGUAAUUGUGCGCACACGAAAAUAUCUCCGUGUCUUGUUCUUGCUUGUUGCCUUCUUGCCUGCAGGACCCUUGGCUCGGCUGGACUUGGGGCUCAUUCCGUUUUCUUUGCCAUCGCAUUCUUCACACAAGCCCUGGCGACUUGCCUGCCGCUACAAGACUACUUUGUCUGUGUGAAGGAAGCCCCAGCCGGAGAGGCCGAGAAAGAGGAAUCGAGACCGUUGUCAGAGGCAGUUAAUGCUCUGCUGGGCCAGCUGGACCAACAGAUCCAAAACAAACAAGUGACGAUCACUUCAGACGGGGUCGAGAAACGGUACUCUCUUGAAGGAGGUACGUGUCUCUCAAUCGGGCGAUACUUGCAUGGCUUUCAGCUACCUCCUCUUGAAGUGUACAUGUGUCGAUGAUCUCUGUCAGAUGUACACGAGGCACGACGAGUGCACGCACAGAAACGGAAGAAUACCUUGGACUUUAUGUAUGACCUCUUGAAAGACGCAAAUGUUGAUAUGAGGUUCAAUCAAGUAUAUGAAGGAGAGAGGGCCGUCUCUAUAGAGGAAGGGACAGAGAACGAGAGCAAGGAGGGAGAGGCUGCCAAGAGGUGGGUGGCUGGGGGGCUGUUACAAGAUACGACGCAGACUCUCUGUGUGUUUCAGCAAGCUGUCUGGCUUACAAUCGUCCGAAUCCAAUGAAUCCGAGAACAUCGACGUCGUCAUCCAUGAGCAUAACACACACUUAACCCCCUCGCCACCAAACUCGGCGCAAGAGAAGACCAACAACGAGAUCCCACGCACGAGAAGAUCACCGUCAGGGAACUCAUCUUAAGAUUUGCACUGCAUAAAAGGAUGCUCGACUCGCACAGGAUGGCCGAAGAGGCAGCCAAAAGCUAUCGCUACACCGGUGGAGUGGUGCUGGUGGUGGGGUUUACUAUUUUCGCGUCAGUCGUCCCCCUCCCAUACAUCCCCUUCAAAGACGAAUCACCCUUGCGAUCAACUACAUUUGACAUGUACUCGUGACCCUAUCUAGAUAUGUUUACACCUGUCUCUGUCUUUCUUUGUUCAGUGCCUUGACCAGUUAUAUCUGUUUAUUCACCUUCGCAAUUGGCAUUCUCAUUGAUGGAAUGAGGGAGCACAUUGGAAGCCCGAAAAGAGUGGAGCUCGAGCUGUUGGCAGAAUUGUUCUCAAAGUCGGGACUCGAAGACAGCCUUGUCCCCCAGGUGAGAACCUUUCAAUACGCCUCCAAAAUCAUGCCGUCUGUCUUGUCGUUUCCAUAGAUUGCAACAACACUGUCCCUAGAAGGGCUCAAGAGAGCUUAUGUAAUUGAAGUUCAAUCAUUCAGUCCCCAUUCGUAGUGUGUCGCUACCCUUGUGUGCGGUGCACUGCAGGAAAAGCCUUUCAUGGCGAUUCAUUCCUGCAUCGACUCUUCAAUUACAUCGGAGCUGCUUAUGCCUUUGUGUUCCUCCUCGGACUGCCAGUCGUCGGCAUACCGGAUGUAUGGUUUAUGA